Thunnus maccoyii (southern bluefin tuna) is the source of this 3624-nucleotide messenger RNA. It is a transcript of the gene mapk9, whose product is annotated as mitogen-activated protein kinase 9. Gene Ontology annotation, biological process: JNK cascade; protein phosphorylation. The coding region runs from base 389 to 1651 and encodes 420 amino acids. The transcript has 13 exons. Gene Ontology annotation, cellular component: cytoplasm; nucleus. The record is from RefSeq and is a predicted model, not a curated record. NCBI's taxonomy places the organism in Eukaryota, Metazoa, Chordata, Actinopteri, Scombriformes, Scombridae. Gene Ontology annotation, molecular function: JUN kinase activity; ATP binding.
CGUGAUGACGUCACCCGCAGGCUCUCCGCUUGUUGUGGCGUUCCCUUCCUCCGCAGCCGUCUCUCCCAUGGUCUCUCCGUGCCGCCGCUGGAGUUAGCUUGGAACUGUGGGGAAGGUCUGUCUGUCUUGACAGCCCGGCCAGCCGUUCACCUAAACUUUUCUGAGUCUCGGUUGUGACUGAAAGACGGAGAGAGUGUUUCCUCUGUGUUUUCGAUGCAUGGGAGUGCCCUGGGAGCGGCGAAGGGAGAAGCUCUCAACUGAGAGCCACAGCCAUGUCAGACCCCAAGGCUCGGACUGGACUGAACUGGACAGUAGUCAUGAUGAGCGAAGGUUGAGGAUGGUGAUGUUUGCGUGAAGACAGUGCUGGUGGUCCUGACUGUUCAGCAGGAUGAGUGAGGCGGAAGGCCAGUUCUACAGCGUUCAGGUGGGAGACUCCACCUUCACCGUACUCAAACGCUACCAGCAACUCCGCGCCAUCGGCUCCGGGGCCCAGGGCAUCGUCUGCUCUGCACUAGAUACAGUCCUCGGUAUACCAGUGGCGGUGAAAAAGCUGUGUCGGCCCUUCCAGAACCAGACACAUGCUAAACGUGCAUACAGGGAGCUGGUGCUGCUAAAAUGUGUCAACCACAAAAAUAUCAUCCGUCUGAUCAAUGUGUUCACGCCUCAGAAGUCCCUGGAGGAAUUCCAGGAUCUAUAUCUGGUGAUGGAGCUGAUGGAUGCCAGCCUAUGCCAAGUGAUCCACAUGGACCUGGACCAUGAGAGAAUGUCCUACCUGCUCUACCAGAUCCUCUGUGGCAUCAGGCACCUGCACUCUGCUGGCAUCAUCCACAGGGACCUGAAGCCCAGUAACAUUGUGGUGAAGUCAGAUUGCACUCUGAAGAUCUUGGACUUUGGCUUGGCGAGAACAGCCUGCACUAACUUCAUGAUGACCCCCUAUGUGGUGACCAGAUACUAUCGCGCCCCAGAGGUCAUUCUGGGCAUGAAGUAUAAGGAGAACGUGGACAUCUGGUCAGUGGGGUGUAUCAUGGGAGAGAUGGUAAAAGGCAGUGUCAUCUUCCAGGGCACCGACCACAUUGACCAGUGGAAUAAGGUGAUUGAGGUCCUGGGUACGCCCAGUCUGGAGUUUAUGAACCGUCUGAUGGAGACCGUGAGGAACUAUGUGAUGAACAAGCCGCAGUAUCCAGGCGUCAGCUUCGCAGAGCUCUUCCCGGACUGGGCCUUUCCCUCUGACUCAGAACAUGACAAGCUUAAGACGGGUCAAGCACGGGACCUGCUGUCCAAAAUGCUGGUCAUUGAUCCUGAAUGCCGCAUCUCUGUAGAGGAAGCCCUCAACCACCCCUACAUUCACGUGUGGUACGACCCAGCGGAGGCUGACGCGCCUCCUCCCCAGAUUUCAGAUAAGCAGCUUGAAGAGAGAGAGCACACCAUCGAGCAAUGGAAAGAACUCAUUUAUGAAGAGGUGAUUGACUGGGAGGAGAGGAACAAGAAUGGCCUAAUGAAAGAAGAUUGCUCAGAUGUGGUGUCCGGCUCAGCCUCUCAGUCCUCCUCAGCCAAUGACAUCUCAUCCAUGUCCACGGAGCACACCUUGGCCUCGGACACAGACAGCAGCAGCAUCGACACACUGACGGGACCACUGGACGAGAGUCAGUGAACACAGUCCAUGGCCACAUGUGUCUGCCUGCCUCAGUCCCCCCACCCCCCCCCCCUCACAUUUUCAAUAUCCAAAUAUCAAUCAACCAUCACCUUCCUUUCUUCUGUUUACUCCCUCACCCCCACAUUUUCUGAUUUUUUUUUUUUUCGUUCUGUGUUUUCCUUCUUUCUUCUCAACCUCAAUGAAUAGGUCUAUUUUUCUAUUUUCUUUUCAUGUGUGAUCUAGUUGAUCCUCUUCAACUUGUUUUGGACUGCUGCUUAGAGGUCAAAGCUGUGCUAUCUGUUGGGUCAAAGGUUUAUCAUUCUCUACUUUGUGGAUAUUGUUUAACUUGAUCGAGUAUAAAUGAUGUAUGCAUCAAUAUUGAUUUUCAGGUUACCAGGAGUAGGUGGGGGAUUGUUGUUUGUUCUGUAUGCCUGUAUUUUAAUAGUUUUAUUUUUUUAGGGAAUAUUAAGUUGAGACCAGAGGUUAUUGUCAUCAAAUUUGAGCAGACGUGCACUGAACAUAAACCACAGCUGCAGCUGUUCUAACGCAUGUUACGCCAAAACGAACAAAAGCUUAACAUAAGUUGAUUGCACCAACCAUCUGAUGUUCAUCAAACACUAAUUGAAAGUUUGAGCGAUCCUUUUGCUAGCUAGCGGUGUUGCAGAUCCCCUCGGUGGUGCUUUCUGCACUGUGGUUCUUUUUUUAUUAAUUGGCUUGAGUGAUAUGGAUUUUGAGCUUUUACUCCUGACAGCAUGGGGAAGCUGUGGUUGCAGUGUUACAGUUUUAUUUCCUGAUUUAACGUACUGUAUGUUAAGAUGUCAUGAUCUGACACUUAUAGUGGCUGUUUCAUUACAAAUAGAUAAAGUGUGUUUGUUUUCUUAAGAAAUUCACCGUACCUGUAAAACUGUGUAUUGCAAUCACCCCCAUUUUACAUAAGGUACUGAUUAAUAUCAAUGUGUAUAUCAAAAGAACAUCAUAAUCCUUAAAAUUUAGGAGAGGCAAAGAGAUACAUGUGGUAUUUAUUUUUCUGUUCUUGCAAAAUGUUGCACACAAUCACGCCGAGGCCCAUAAAAAUCAGUCCUCUUGUCGAAGCAUUUCAUUGACAAACCAGUGCAUGGGCUACUCCUUUUCUAAACCAUUCCAUUAGUACUGGAGCAUUUACCAAAUCAGUCAUGAAUCAGACACCAUGUAGAACACAUGUAAAGGCAGUAAAACACAAAUAAUGGUGUUUAACUUGCAUGAAGGCAUUAAAGAUGCUGUUAAGAUAUUGUAGUUCUUGUUAUAAAGAGAAAACCGUUCAGGGCAGUUCUUUUACUUACAGUACCUUGAUGUUCUCGGUUAUGAAAGCCUGUUUGAGAGAUGUUGUAUUUUUUUUUUUUUUUUUUUUUUUUUUUUUUGCCUUGUAAGCCUAUAUGUGUGUAUGUGUUAUCAAUAUGUACUGUGCAGCACUCUCCUUCGUUGUCUCCUUUAAAUUGUCCUUAAAGACAGCAGUCACCCCAUUUUGUAAAGGCAAAGUCUACGGAGGAAGUCGGCCCAACGACAAACGAAAAGCAGACAUGUUGUGGUUAGAAAUGAGGAUCUGAACCCUGCAGCUCCAGAUGGAAACUUAAAGAUAAAAUGGACUGUGGAGCUGCUUUUUUGCAGAACUGAUUGCACAGUGUGAUGGACAUGCAGAAAUAUGACAUUAUGGAGUCACUGAGGACUAAAGCACCAUGUUGUACACUAUAUUUUUCUUUUAAAAACCAUGACCUUGUUCUUUGAGUCAUGCCUUAAAUGACCUGAGGAGUGGCCAAUUCACUCCUGAAAAUCAUAUCAGAUAAGGACUGAGCAUUACAAUGCUCAGAACAUCUUGUGUGUUUAUCAUGUUUUUAAAAAAGCUCCAUUGUAAACACUGUACAUCUUGCAUUUUUGUUCUGUUUGCAAUGAUCACAAUAUUAUCACUUGGCCAACAUCUUUUGCCCGUACGCAGCUAAUAAAGUGGACAUCAGUGA